This is a messenger RNA of Bacillus rossius redtenbacheri, 901 nucleotides long. RefSeq lists its product as uncharacterized. The record is from RefSeq and is a predicted model, not a curated record. Bases 152 to 625 code for a protein of 157 amino acids. Lineage: Eukaryota; Metazoa; Arthropoda; Insecta; Phasmatodea; Bacillidae. The transcript is spliced from 4 exons.
AUAAUGUGGUUAGCUAAUACUUUACAGAUAUCAUGUUUUACACUCGAACCGCCGUAAAAAUAUAACGAGCUACCGGUAUAUAAGUGGGUAGAGACUACCUGGACAUCACCAGCAAGCAGACUUCUUUUCCUUGGAAGCUACCCGAAGCAGAAUGCAGUCGCAGGUUAUCACGGCACUUGCCGCCUUGCUGUUGUGCGUGGCCUCCACUUCUGGUACAGCCAGAAGGAUGUAUGGAAUGCGCUACAUUCACCAUCCGUACCAGCCUGACCCCCGCGCCAAUGUUGUUGACGAUCUUGGAGACUCGGAGAUGCUGCCAAAGGUGUCGAUGGAGUGCAGUUACAAAAACAUGCCGGACGACCCGACCAAUUACUACUGCUGCUCGGUGGAUAAACAUAUGGAAGUCCCGGCGAUGCGCACGUCGGGCGACGAGGAGUUGCGGUGCAGCGCGAGGAGUUUCCCGCCAGAGGACCAGGAGUACUUCUGCUGCCACGUGUCCGACCAGGUACCCGAGUCCCGCGGCCAGCAGCGGGUGCCUCCCCGCUCCCCGCAAGAGGCCCCGGGAACCCGGCAUCUCUACCCCGGGCUACGAGCGACGUUACUAGCAGCGGCGCGCUCCAACAACUGAACAACUGGGACAGUCUGCAAACACCUGGUCGAAACCUCGCAUCACCGUCAUCACCUUGCGACGACCAACACGCAACUCACCAAUUUUUGUUCCUUCCAAACCAACUGAUACAUGUUUACAACAGGGCUUUUUUUCUCUCUUCAAAUAUUUUAUUUUAGUACUGCUUGGUGAUGCACACUUUCGCUAACACACCAAAAUUGUGGCUUUUAUGUAUGUAUGUUAUGUAAUACACGUGUUUGCUUGACGAUUAAAUAAAUGAAAUAACGCUACUUGAAA